Molecule: messenger RNA, 900 nt
Organism: Aspergillus thermomutatus
Lineage: Eukaryota; Fungi; Ascomycota; Eurotiomycetes; Eurotiales; Aspergillaceae
Exons: 3
Coding region: 1-900 (299 amino acids)
Molecular function (GO): hydrolase activity
Source: RefSeq, a predicted model, not a curated record
AUGGGCUCGGUCGAAACUCACGAAAAACUGACUGGCUUCAACCUGAUCCAGACACACUAUAAACAGGUUGGAGACCAUCCCAUCCGCGCCGACUUUAUCAUCCCCCCGUCUACAUUCACGGGCAAACGCCCAGUGAUCGUCCGCUUCCACGGCGGAGGCCUGAUAACCGGCGACUCCCUCUUAAUGGAAUGGUUCCCCAUCUGGCUCCUGCAGCUCGCUAAAAAGCACGACGCAGUGAUCGUAAGCCCAAACUACCGUCUCCUCCCCGAAUCCACCAGCCCGGAGAUAUUCUCCGACAUUGAAGAUUUCUGGGCCUGGCUGCACUCGUCCACCGUCGCAGAGCUGCUCGCAACGUCCCCCACGCCAACACAGCUCGACCUGGACCGGAUCCUGACGGCCGGAGACUCAGCAGGCGGAUUACUGAGUAUCUGCUUUGGAUUGGCACACGCAGACGAGGUGCGCGCCACGACGGCUACCUAUCCCUGCGUCGACAUGGCAUCGGAGUAUUUCCGCACCGCUACGAAAUCGGAGCCUCUACCGGAUGUACCUGCAUCCACGGUGGAUGCCUAUCUGGCUCAAAUGGACAGAAGCGCGAUCCGCUCGUCGGCGCUUCUACCGGAUCGGUUCGAUCUGAUGUUAGCGGCCCUAUACUACGGUGGUCUGGGACAAUUCUACGAAGAUGGCGCGGAGGACUCGCCGCGGGAAGAUGCGAUUGUGCCGGUGGAGCAGAGUCAGAAGUUUGUUGCAAAGGCGCGGGAGGUCAUGAAGGGGAAGCCAGGUGGCAAUAAGAUUAUUUUGACGCUGCGGGAGGGAGAUCAUGGAUUUGACGUUGAGGUGCCUCUGGAGGAGGAGUGGUUGUUGAGUACUCUCAAGGAGGCUGUAGAGGCCUGGCUGGAAUAG